CUCCAAACAGAGAUGGUCUUAAAGGGGUACGAGAUGGGACGAAUAGACCUUGCAUAUUACGACAUAUGAUCAGAGACGGAAGAGGAAGCGAGACAUCCCACUCCCUCAUUUUUUCUGGUUCAUAUACAUUAGACCAGAUCACAGUUUAUAUCGCAUAGCCACCCCGGAACCAUGUUUUCAAGGAUAAUCGCUUCAUUUAUAUUUAUAUUAUUAUUAUAUAUUUGGUAUGAUGACUUUUGAUAUACUGAGGGGCGACGACCGUCGACCGCCAUCUUAGUUCAGGGCAAUAUCAUGCCGAAAAGUUGUUCUGCAUAUAACUGUACCAAUAGGUACAGCAAACAUACAGAUAUUACUUUUCACAGAUUUCCUUUCAGCAAACCAACUGUAUUUAGACAAUGGCUGGAUAACAUAUGCCGAGAUGACUAUUAUCCCAAAAAACAUAUGGUCAACUGCUCACUUCAUUUUACUACAGAUUGUUUCAGCGGUUUAGGCAACCGCAAAAACCUGCCGUGGAAUGCUGUACCCACUCUCUUUACAUUCCCACCACCAAAUUCUAAGGUAGGCCUACUCAUUUCAUCAGCAUCUAUUGGAUUCUUACCUUUUCCAAACAUUUUAGCUUAUGCCUGCCCAUACCAUAACCCCACCAUGGGGCUCUCUGUUGACAACGUUGACAUCCGCAAACCGCUCGCCCACACCACGCCAUACACGCUGUCUACCAUCUGCUCAGUACAGUUGAAGCCAGGAUUCAUCCAUGAAGAGCACGCUUCUCCAGCGUGCCAGUGGCCAUCGAAGCAUGUCGUCAUCUCUGAUCACAGUUACUCGCUGUCCGACCCAUGUGCAGUGAAGGCCCAGCUAUUCAAAACCUUGGAUACCAACAAAUGGCUCAACAGAAGGUUACAAAUGAAGAGCCAGCUGAUCAACAAAAUGAGGUUCAAAUUGAAGGCAGCACGCGCCGAGUUGUCAAGUCUACGCAGCUGGACGAAUCUGUCCAGGGCUGCUGGUAAAGUAUCUAUAUGGCCAAGUGUACAGAGGAUAGUUGUGAUUGAUAUCAGCUGACCCAUUAAUUGACAUUGGUUUUAUUGGAAAGCUAUUUUGUAUUGGAAUUUAACAAGGAGUUAAACAAGGAAUUUAACAAGGAGUUAAACAAGGAAUUUAACAAGGAGUUAAAUUCAUUUGCUGAUCCUCUUCUGAAAACAGUCUUGAAGACAAGACUUUUUCCAAUUUCCUCUUGGUCAAUGAGUGCAAAAUAUUUAUUUUGGAAAGCUUUGCAGCCCUAUCCAUCUUGCUGACAUCUACAAAACAUUAUUUGGAUAAUAUAGUAUACUUUUCCCACGAGUUUAAAGGGACCUUCCUGGACUGAGUUUUUA
Molecule: messenger RNA, 1367 nt
Organism: Oncorhynchus nerka (sockeye salmon)
Lineage: Eukaryota; Metazoa; Chordata; Actinopteri; Salmoniformes; Salmonidae
Gene: thap3
Product: THAP domain containing, apoptosis associated protein 3
Exons: 4
Coding region: 292-1056 (254 amino acids)
Source: RefSeq, a predicted model, not a curated record